Diabrotica balteata is the source of this 1110-nucleotide messenger RNA. Lineage: Eukaryota; Metazoa; Arthropoda; Insecta; Coleoptera; Chrysomelidae. The record is from the annotation of a GenBank genome assembly.
UUGUUAUUGUUUUGAACAAAAAGUUUUGUGUGGACAAUUUCAAAUUCACACAAAAAAGCACAAACCCAUAUAAAAUAUAGUUUGAACUAAUAGACAAGUAAUGACAACCACGAAGGGCUUUAAGGUCACAGAUGCUGAUCGAAAGACAAGAGUUGGAAUUGCCGUCAAAAAUUUGGAAGAAUUGAAGAAAAAAACCAUAGACAAGUUUAAACUUAAAUUCUCACCUGGAGAGAUAGAUUUCCAAACUACCGAUGGCACUAUCAUAGAAAAUGAAGAAUAUUUUCAGACCCUUCCUCCUCAGACGUUGCUAAUAUGGGUAAAGGCUGGUGAAAAGGCGGCCACCGACGCCGAGAUUUUAUACAAGACCAUAAGGGAAGUUAACGAUGAGUACUUAACAGCUGGGGAGAAGGUGCAAGAAUUUUUCACCGAGAAAAUGAAAAGUAAAGUGUUGAAACUGGCUGAGGUUUUGAAGGGCCUCGAUGCAGAUAAGGCCAAGUUGAGUAGCAGAUCUGAACAUCCCGAAUGGUUUCGAGGGGCGAACAGUGGAAACUCCGACGACAUGAAAAGCAUCUGCGACAGGCAAGGGACGUUCCAAUGUCAAGGCAGAUGGGAUAAGGAGCAAUGUCUAUACUCUCCGACUCACAGCAUUAAUCCGUACCUCAGCCGGGAGUCACGCAUCAUUUUUCAGACUUGGAAUCUCGAUCACAACAAGGAACGCUCGCGUUCAGUCAUCCCAGCUGUGUGCGCAGCUCUGCGGUCUUCUCAUCUUGCUGCUGCGCACGCUGAGAUUAGACGCAUCCACGUAGACCUAGACCUAGAUAAAAAAGGAAAGCAUAGGAACGUAUGCCUCGACAUUAAGGGUAUUUAUAACGAUCUAUUCACUUUGAAUAACUUGAAAUUUGUACAUAUUGUUUGUCAUGAUAAAGGUGCUCAUGUCUCAGCAAAAGCGGGCCCUUACCUGUUGCAGUGAUGUUCGGUUUUUGUACUCGGACUAGCGCAGAUCACAGAAGCAGCGCAUGGCGAGCUUAUUAGUAAUUUGGUUUAAUUAUUGUAGUCAUUCUUAUGCUAUGUCAAGACAAGAUGAACACAAAAUGGCCUAACGAUUAAAAG